UGGUGGUACGAUAUUUAUGAUUUUAUCACUAACUUCUAAAUUAUUAGUAAUUCUUAACAUUAAUGCUGAUGCGCCAAAACAAUUGGAAGUACAGAAAUAUUAUCUGUAUCAUGUUAUUCAUGUAUGUAUUUGUCUUAUAAGCCGUACUGAUUGUGAGGUUCUGAGUGUUUCGAACUGGACACAUUUGUGAGAACGAGUAAGUAUUGUGUUUUAGUAGAAGUAGUAUUCGUGCACUCUUCCACCAUGAUUAUGGACAGUAUGGUAGCAGUCUCCAAACCGUAGCAGUUCCGUCUGCAGUUUAUUGUUAUCUCUGAUAUUUGCCUUCGCGCACAGCUGCCGAACGAUAAGAUCUGUGGCUGAUUUUGUUUGAGAAUCAGACUUUCCUGAUGCUACUACCAUGGAGAGAAUCGGCUUCUCUGAUUUUGGCAACGGGAAAUCGUCGUUAAAGAUUCUGCUGUUACGUCGUUCUGGAUCAGUUGGCAACUGGGCCAAACGCGCGGUAUUUCCAGGUGGAGUGGUUGAGGAUGGUGAUUUUUCUUUAGACUGGAAUGACCAUUUCAAGCGGUAUUCUGUGAAUCUGGAUGGCCAACUGUUGCCGUCGACUGCCCAGCGGCCAGCAAUCUUUCAAACCAAAUCCCACGAGCUCGCUCGGGAAAUAUCGCUCAGAAUCACCGCGAUUCGCGAAACAUUUGAAGAAACUGGUUUCCUUUUAUCUUUGAACAAAUCCCAGCCUGUGGAUCUGCUGGCCACUUGGAGACAGCGUUUGAUUGAUAGCACAGGAAAUUUUUUACAAAUGUGCAACGAACUGGAUGUAUGUCCGGAUGUGCCCGCAUUAAAACUGUGGUCCAACUGGCGCACGCCGGCCAACGACAGGACGUCCAGCAAACGUUAUGACACUGCAUUCUUUGUUGCGGAAUGUGACGAAGGACUGGAGAUCGUCGUGGACAAAACCGAAACAAGCAGCGCACUUUGGUUAUCUCCAGCGGAAGGCAUUUCGCGAAUGUCUUCAGAUGAUUUAUUUAUUCCGUCGCCUCAGAUUUAUGAGUGCGUCAGAAUUUUGCCCUUUGCGAAUGCCAAAGAUCUGAUUGAUUUUGCUGAAAAGCACCAAAAAGAGGGAACUGAAUUGCUGGCGCCUGCACUUGUUUACUGCACUGAUGGCAUUGUUGUCAUUUUUGCCGGGGACGAUGCUUAUCCGGAAAAUUCCGAGCUUGUUGACGGGCGAAAUAAUCGAAACUGUACAAUGGCGGAGUUUCGUACCGAAGCUGCAAGUUUACGGCGGUACGAAACCACUAUGAACGAUACAAUGACAGGAUUGUUCCACACAAAGUGUUCAAACUUGGUGAAUCCUGAUUCCGAAUCUGUAAACCCGAUUUUGCUGAAGUGUGCUGGUCGCAAAUAAUUCAGCUCCACUCCAUUAAUAACGUAAUCUCCGGAAGUUCUGAAAAGCCUGCACAUAACUGUGACAUAUUGAUACAAUACUGUGCAAAAUUGUAUGUACAGUGUAAAUCUCAUGAAAGUAAUAUUGUAUAAAUAAAUAUACAGCGAUAAAACUAAACUAAACUCGCACUCUCAAUCUUUCUGGACGAUUUUAUUAAAGCCACUGGUAAUUUUUUAUAUUGCCUGUUUGUAAAGAAAGCCAGCAUGAGAUUCCUUAAAUAAAAAGUCUUCCGAAUUCACAAAAUUUAACAAAUAAAAUUAAAA
Paramacrobiotus metropolitanus is the source of this 1701-nucleotide messenger RNA. RefSeq names its product acyl-coenzyme A diphosphatase NUDT19-like. Lineage: Eukaryota; Metazoa; Tardigrada; Eutardigrada; Parachela; Macrobiotidae. Gene Ontology annotation, molecular function: hydrolase activity, acting on acid anhydrides, in phosphorus-containing anhydrides. The record is from RefSeq and is a predicted model, not a curated record. The coding region runs from base 398 to 1399 and encodes 333 amino acids. Gene Ontology annotation, cellular component: mitochondrion. The transcript has 2 exons.